This is a messenger RNA of Drosophila biarmipes, 1744 nucleotides long. RefSeq names its product SET domain-containing protein SmydA-8 (gene SmydA-2). Gene Ontology annotation, molecular function: protein binding. The transcript has 3 exons. The record is from RefSeq and is a predicted model, not a curated record. Bases 122 to 1714 code for a protein of 530 amino acids. Lineage: Eukaryota; Metazoa; Arthropoda; Insecta; Diptera; Drosophilidae.
UUGGUGCACUGAAAACUGUUUGGCCGUCCCCUCAGUUCCAUUUCAACCGCGGGUCGUUACGCAAACACACAGACCACUUGAAGACUUAUUGGAUAUCUUUUGCAGCGGGAGAUUGCUUUCGAUGGCUUCCAGUUCGCUGACAUCCUGCGCCCUGUGCCAGGCCAAGGCGUCUCAGUUGUGCGCCGCCUGCAGGAACGUGGUGUACUGCAGCCGGGAGCACCAGAAGGAGCACUGGAAGAAGGGUCACCGAGCGGAGUGCAAGUGCUUCGAAGUGGCCACCAACGACCUCUUGGGCAGGCACCUGAAGGCCACCAGGGACAUCAAAAUCGGGGAGCAGAUCCUGAAGGAGGCUCCUCUGGUGCUGGGACCGAAAGUGGCCUCUGCCCCUCUCUGCUUGGGCUGCCACAGGAACCUGCUGGCCCCCGAGAAGCCCCGAGGAAACUACUACAAGUGCAGCUCCUGCAGUUGGCCUCUGUGCGGGAGGGAGUGCGAGGACUCUCCCCACCACAAGGCCGAGUGCCAGCUCAUGUCGAGCAGCAACUUCCAGUCCAAAAUAAGCUUCACACCGGGAGAGCAGGAGCGAAAGGAGUCGGCUUACUGCGUGAUCAUGCUGCUGCGUUGCAUGCAACUCAAGAGCAAAGACCCCGAGGCCUUCCGCCAACUGUACACCCUGGAAGAUCACCUCAAGGAGCGCCUGGAGACUCCUCUGUAUCAAGUUCUGCGAGCCAAUCUGAUCACCUUCAUCAAAACAGUUUUGGGUCUGCGGGACUGGUCCGAGCUGGACAUCCUGCGCAUCGCCGCGAUACUGGACACAAACACCUUUGAGGUUCGACAACCCAGGGAAAGGAGGAAAAUCCGCGCCCUGUUUCCAGGGGCGGCUAUGAUCUCGCACGAUUGCGUGCCCAAUAUGAGGCAUCGCUUCGAUGACGACAUGAACAUUGUGUUCCUGGCCAAGAGGAAGAUAGCCAAGGGCGAGAUCCUGAGUAUUUCCUACACCCAGCCAUUGAGGAGCACCAUCCAGCGCAGGGUGCACUUGCGGCAGGCCAAGUGCUUCGACUGCUCCUGCGCCCGGUGUCGGGAUCCGGAAGAGCUGGGCAGCUUUGCCGGGGCCCAGACGUGUCCGAAGUGCAAGGCGGGAAAGAUCAUCUCAUUGAAUCCCCUGCAAAACUCCGCCGUGUGGAAGUGCCAGCUGUGCAAUCUGAAGCGAUCAGCCAAAGAGGUGGUCACUUCGGAUGCAGAGCUGCAGCAGGAGCUGGAAUCGUUGGACAAGACUACCCCCGUGGCCCUUGAGGAGUUCAUAUAUCGUCACCGGGCUGAUCUCCAUGAGACCAAUACCCAUAUUCUGCAAGCUAAAUACGCCCUAACCCAGCUAUAUGGGAGUGCUCCGGGAUUCGCAAUGGAAGAACUUUCCGAGGAGUCGCUGAACAGGAAAGUGCAUCUCUGUGAGGAGCUCCUUGAAUUGGCCAACAUUUUCGACGGCGGCUGGAGCAUUUUCCGAGGAAACCUUCUCAUCGAUAUGGAAGAAGCCUUGGUGGCGCAGGCCCUACGCUCCGAGGACCCAGUGGAGUGCGAAGAGAAGCUGAGGAAAGCGUCGGAAAUGCUGAGGGAAAUUCGGAACAUCAUGAAACAUGAGCCGGAAAUGCAGCAGUUGCUGCUAGAGCGCCAAGUCAUCUUGAGCUCGGCCCUAGAGCGCUUUGAACAAGUCGAAAAUUAGAAAUGUGCAAGCUUUUGCUAUUGUUUCUAC